Molecule: messenger RNA, 210 nt
Organism: Metarhizium robertsii ARSEF 23
Lineage: Eukaryota; Fungi; Ascomycota; Sordariomycetes; Hypocreales; Clavicipitaceae
Exons: 1
Coding region: 1-210 (69 amino acids)
Source: RefSeq, a predicted model, not a curated record
AUGGAGUCGCAUCGGAGAGGCCAAUACCGGCGGCGAAGCGUGCGGCUUGCGGCCUCGACUGCCGACAUUGACAGUUUGGGAAGCGAAUACGCAGCUGUAGAGAAGGUGUUGGGGAAACGAAUCCGGAAGCGAGGGCGCGGUCGCACCACCAAGUACCUGGUCCAGUUUAAGGGCUACUCUGACAAGUUUACCAUGUGGACGGCAGCGUAA